AGUGAACGUGUUAUUGUGAAAAGCAGAAUUUGGUUACUGAAAGUUUUCUACAAUCAGAGGACUGAAGCAGAAAGUUAAAGGGAAAGUCCCCGGAAAAGGAUUUAAUUAGGACUUAACACACGCGAGCUCGUGACACGCCCAUCCGAAUUACAGCACAGCGCGCGACUGGACAGCACAGAGAGAGAGAGAGAGAGAGAGAGAGAGAGAGAUUGUUUGUGCGCGUGCGUGGGUGUGUGCGUGUGUGUGUAGAGAUGAAGGUACAGUUCGCUCCGCUAAAUAUCCCGGUGAGGAGGCGCGUGCAGACCGCCGCGGUGCUGCAGUGGAUCUUCUCCUUCCUCGCGCUUGCUCAGUGCUGUCUGGCGGCCUUCGUGCUGCUCUGCGUCAGUGAUUGGUGGAUUUUGGCCGCGCUUUAUGCUGGUUGGCUAUAUUUAGACAGGGACACGCCCACAAGUGGAGGUCGAAGGUCACAUUGGGUCAGGAGCUGGACUAUGUGGAAAUACUUCAGGGACUAUUUCCCCAUCUCGUUGGUGAAGACGGUGGAUUUGGACCCUAAACGUAAUUAUAUCUUUGGAUUUCACCCUCACGGUGUUCUGGUGGCUGGUGCUUUUGGGAAUUUCUGCACAGAAGCAUCACAGUUUUCCAAGCUGUUCCCGGGCCUCACCCCGUACCUGCUCAUGCUGCCCUUCUGGUUCCGAGUACCUUUUUUCAGAGACUACAUCAUGUUUGCAGGGUUGGUGUCGAGUGAGAAGACAAGUGUGAGUUACCUCCUAAGUCAUCCAGGGGGCGGGGCUGCAGCGGUGGUGGCAGUGGGCGGAGCUCCAGAGAGCCUGGAGGCGCGGCCUGGAGCACUGACUCUCCAGCUACUGCAGAGGAAAGGCUUCAUCAAACUCGCACUCAAACACGGCGCAGUGUUGGUUCCUGUGUUCUCCUUUGGGGAAAAUGAGCUGUUUGAUCAGAUGGAGAACCCUGUAGGCUCCGCUCUCCGCCGGGUUCAGGACCGCCUCCAGAGAUGUAUGGGUGUGGCUUUGCCUCUGUUUCACGCCAGAGGGGUGUUUCAGUACAGCUUCGGCCUGUUACCCUAUAGAAAACCUAUACACACUGUGGUUGGAAGGCCGAUAGCAGUCGAUCUGAAUCCGUGUCCCACUAAAGAGGACAUAGAUUGUCUUCACCAGCGCUACAUGGAGGGUCUGACUCAGCUUUUUGAAGAGAACAAGGAGAAGUAUGGCAUCGAUAAAGACAAACACCUCAAAUUUAUCUGAAACCUGUCUGUCUCUCAAACUGUCUGUCUGUCUGUCUGUCUGUCUGUCUAAUGGCCUGUUGUGAAAUGUUACAUGUGUCUGUGUGUCUGUUUGUGUUAUCUGAAACAUUUAAGAAAGUAAGAACUACUAAAAACAAUUUUGUUCCUAAUUAAUAUGUAUGAGUUGGUGAUGUCAUGAGUCUUAAUGAUCAUUAACCAGAAAUUAUUUGUUUUACUUUAGUGCCUUUAGCCAUAUGAGCUUUACGUACCAGAGUGUGAUGGGUUAACGAUGUAGACGUGGACAAUUUAUAAACAUAUACGCUUUGGAGAACACUUAGUGUGUGUGUGUGUGUGUGUGUGUGUGUGUGUGUGUGUGUGUGUGUGUGUGUGUGUGUUUAACAGCCGAAUCUGAACUUGUUUAACGAGACCUCGAAUCUCCAGAGGAAAUAAAGACGUUCCUUUGGAAAUGUGUCUGAACAACUGAAUAAAACUGAUGAUAAAUGUUUUAAAAGUGAAAUAUUAUAAAGUGAAAUACACGAUUGUGUUUAUUUUUACAGAUGUUACACUAACAGAGCUGGGAAACAUCUGGAUUUAAUAAAAAAGUUUUUAAAUGGA
Ictalurus punctatus (channel catfish) is the source of this 1852-nucleotide messenger RNA. RefSeq names its product monoacylglycerol O-acyltransferase 3a (gene mogat3a). Gene Ontology annotation, cellular component: endoplasmic reticulum membrane. Lineage: Eukaryota; Metazoa; Chordata; Actinopteri; Siluriformes; Ictaluridae. Gene Ontology annotation, molecular function: diacylglycerol O-acyltransferase activity. The transcript is spliced from 7 exons. The coding region runs from base 252 to 1259 and encodes 335 amino acids. Gene Ontology annotation, biological process: triglyceride biosynthetic process. The record is from RefSeq and is a predicted model, not a curated record.